CAUUUCUUUUUCUGCCAAGUUUAAAAGAUUUAUUUAUCAUUUUAUUUAAUUUUCUCUAUAUACUUCAUCUUCCUCUGAGACCCAUCUCUCUUGGUCUCUCACUCUCCUCCAGGAAAGUUAAAUCCCAUUUAGAAUACAUGUAAACAACGAUUCAAAGAAAUAUGAGAAGGCUACAAAGGGACCAAGCCAAAGCAAAUCUUCUCAUUACGUCAACCAUUGCUCCAAUCUCUCUCUUCCUGCUACUUUUGACCCUUUUCUCACAAACCCAUUUCUCUUCAUCCUUCAAGGUCCUCAUAUUGAACUCUGACCAUCCAUUCACUCCCGUCCUAUCAUCAAUCUCAGACGUCCAUGACCUCCUCCCCAAAUUCAGUCUCCCAAAGGGUCUCCUCCCCAAUUUCCAAUCUUACUCUCUCUCGGGCGACGAUAGUUUCGAGGUCGAGCUCAAAAGCCCUUACUAUGUGUAUUUCGAUCGAUAUGUGUACUACGAUAAGAAGAUUAUAAGGAAAUUGAGUUAUGGGUCGGUUUCUAAUGUGACUGGAAUUGAAGCCAAGAUGCUCCUUUUGUGGGUCUCUGUGACUAAGAUUCAUACCGGUAAGGGCUCGGAUAGCAUCAGAUUCUAUGUUGGAUCUUUGUUUGAGGAUCUUCCUGCCUCAAAAUUUGAAAAUGUUCCUGACUGUAAGAGUAAGGCUUGCAAAUCGACCAACCCAGAAUCCAUUUGAGUCUUGAGUAAACAGGAAUUUACUCUCUAAGAUAAAGAAUCCACAAAAUGAUACCAUUGAAGUUGGGCCUAGAGAUUUAAAGCUGACCUUUUCGUCUACCUCAGGACAACUAAAACAGAUGUACAAUUCUAAAACUGAGGUUGAUGUACUAAUACAACAGAGCUAUCUCUGGUAUGGUUCAAGCACUGGUGAUUUUGAUUCUCAGGCUUCAGGGGCAUAUAUUUUCAGGCCUAAUGGGGCACCUCCAACUGUUGUUUCAAGAUCAGUUCCACUAAAGGUCAUUCGUGGAGCUUUAGUUGAUGAGAUUCACCAAGAGUUUAAUUCAUGGAUCUAUCAGGUUAUUAGCAUAUUUUUGGGUUUAACAUUUUAGGCCAUAAUGUAAGAACCAGAACUUGUUCUCUUAUAAUAGAAUCAAACAAAAAUGAAACACUAUCAGAUUGCAAUUUUCUAGUCUUGGGAACUAUCAGACCAUUCACAAAAUAUAAUUUCAUUUUUAAGCCUUCAUUUGGUAACCAUAACUUUUCAGUUUAUGUCAUAUUAGGUUACCAGGCUUUACAAGGACAAAGAACAUGCUGAAGUUGAAUUCACAAUGAGUACAAACAUACCAGACCAAGCAAAUAUAUAUAUAUAUAGAUCAAACAAAUAAUGAGACAUAUAGACUUAGUGUGUGUAGUUCUGACAACUCUUUAUUUUGAAAGAUUGGUCCAAUACCCACAGAUGAUGGUGUUGGGAAAGAGGUCAUCACGCGAUUGGCAACGAAUAUGGAAACGAACAAAGUUUUCUACACUGAUUCGAAUGGAAGGGAUUUUCUAAAACGAGUAAGUAUUUCUUAUUAAACAUAAGUUACUGGUUUUGCUAUCUUGAUAUAUAUGAUCCCUGAGAAUGGUUUCUCAGGUUCGAGAUUCUAGAGAAGAUUGGUCUCUUUUAGUUACUCAGCCUAUAGCAGGAAACUAUUACCCAGUAAAUUUUCUUAUCCAUUGCUCCAAAUGAUACUAACAAGUAUUACCAUUUUCUUGAAACAACAAGAACAACUACUAACUUAAAUGAACUCUUAUAUUUCUACUAAUAGUAGUAAUAAUCUUCUAUAAAAUUUGGCUUUCCACUUUCUUCAGCUUAAUCUUGGAAUUUUCAUGCUGGAUAAGAAAUCUGAAUUAUCGGUAUUAGUUGAUUGUGCCACUGGGGGAGCCAACAUUGCAGAUGGACAACUAGAGCUGAUGCUGCACAAGUAAAAAUUUCCACAUAUUCAUAUUCUCAGCAACUAGAGCUGAGGUGUUCACAUUAUACAUAUAUGGAUUAAUUAUCUAUUACUUAAUAACACUAUUCUAAUAUCUCUUAGCUUUCCUUAUAUUGUUUUUUCUUUUCCUAAAAGACUUUCUUAUAAUCCUUAUCAAGAUUUUUUAAUUACUGUUACAUAUUUUGUUCAUAGAAUGCAAGGCUUUCUUUUGACUGUGGUGUUUAAUCAAUUACUUGGUUAUAUAUUCAGCGGUAACAGUUAUUUUAUUAAUGUGCUUGAAUGUUGUAGAAACCUCUUACUUGAUUAUGGAUUUUGUGUUUAUUUUUAUAUUUUUCUUUCCUUUUUUGUGAUGCAAACCAAGUGUGUGAAAAUGCCUCAAUGGACUAAGAUUGUGAAAUUUAGUGAAUGAUUCUUCUAUAGGCUAAUGUAGUUGUUGCUUAUUGUUCUAUAAGCCUUUUUUUUUAUUUCAGUUUUAAAUUUGGAAGUAUAUAUUAUGGAAUGACCUAAAUAGUUGAUUCUUUGAAGAGGAAUUUUUUAGAUAAUAUUUUUAAACAUUUUAUUCCUAAAGAUGAUAUGAAUCUUAAUUUUUAUUUUGUUGCUCCUUAAUGUUAAAUUGAGGCACCUAGCCAUUAUGAAGGAAAGUAUAUAGAAUAAUUUAUUGGAGUAUCCUCGUAUAUAUUUCAAAUAUUUUAACUAUGCCAGUGAAGCUUAAAGAGAUUGUUUGGGCUUUAUAUAAUUUUAUGCAGAUAAGUAUAGUCUUUUUAGGGGAAUAAAUGAUGUGUUUCAAACUUAUAUAUUUUUAAUAAUGUACAAUAUUGAACAAUAUUUGAUUAUGAUGGGUAUAUGUUUUGAUUUAUUUUUGUAUUGAUUGAUUUGUGAAUUAAAUCUAAUGAAAGAGGAGGCUAGAUGAGAUAUAGGCCGAUGUGGAAGUGCCGAUGUAUUAGAAGAGUUAGGGAUAGUUAUCGACCUGGAACUUGAGGGAGUUUCAAGCAGUGUGAAAGAAGCAGGCAUUGGAUUUAUGAUGCCUCCAACAUAUCAUCCAGCAAUGAAGGUUGUCCGCUCAGUCAGAAAAAAGCUGAAAGUAAAAACUGUAUUUAAUAUAUUGGGUCCUAUGUUAAACCCAGCAAGAGUACCAUAUGCUAUUGUGGGUGUCUAUGCAGAAGAUUUGGU
This is a messenger RNA of Humulus lupulus (European hop), 3123 nucleotides long. RefSeq names its product alpha-mannosidase-like. Gene Ontology annotation, molecular function: alpha-mannosidase activity; anthranilate phosphoribosyltransferase activity; carbohydrate binding. The transcript has 6 exons. Gene Ontology annotation, biological process: mannose metabolic process; L-tryptophan biosynthetic process. Gene Ontology annotation, cellular component: cytosol. Lineage: Eukaryota; Viridiplantae; Streptophyta; Magnoliopsida; Rosales; Cannabaceae. The coding region runs from base 162 to 719 and encodes 185 amino acids. The record is from RefSeq and is a predicted model, not a curated record.